AUGGUGAUUCCCAACUUUGAAAUCGGCAUCAUCGGCGCCGGCGACAUGGGCAUGCUGUACGCAAAGCGGUUCCGUGCUGCCGGCUACCCGGUGAACAUCUGCGACACGCCCGAGCGCUUCGAGACCUGGGCCUCAACAUUCUGCUGCGACGGCUACGCGGUCUCGCGGCGGUCUGAUUUCAUCAUCUACAGCGUCCCGGCAGAGUACGGGCGGGCGACGAAGCUCCACGCAAUUGUCGCCGGACAGACAUCAGUCAAGACGCCGGAGAUUGCAGCAGCGCUGGGGGCGCUGGAGGCCCGCAUGAUCUACCUGACGUACCAGGAGCACGACCGCAUCACGGCUGAUACGCAGGCGGCCACGCAUCUGGCGUUUCUGAGCCUGGGCACGGCCUGGUGCCUACAGGGCUACCACCCGUGGAUCAACCCGCAGUUCAUCGCUGGAAUCAACAACGUCAAGGUGGCCAUGGCGCUGCGCAUCUACGCCAGCAAAUGGCACGUGUAUGCCGGCCUGGCCAUCAUGAAUCCGCAUGCCAAAACCCAGCUCCAGUGCUAUGUCGAGUCUCUCCAGAUACUCUACAAGUGCAUGGUGGGCGGGCGCCGCGACGAAUUCACCAAGCUGAUCUACGAUCGCGGCCGACUUUCCGCAAGGCCAUUCUUCUCGACGACUGAGACGCUCGACCAGCUGUCGCUGGCGCAGGUGCCUCCGAAUGAGAGCCGGCCAAACUCCCACCUGUCGCUGCUGAGCGCUGCCGUGUGCUGGCACAAGAUGCAGAUGUCGCCUUAUGAUAAUUUGAUUAUGCCAGACGCCCGCCGUUCCGCAUGUGGCUUGGGCAUUGUCGAGUACUUGUUUUGCAACGCCGAGAUGCUCAAGGAGGCCAUUGAGACGGCGCUCGAUGACCGCUACACGCAGGCAGGAGGACCUGGUGUUCUACACGGCGGUAUCGGGCUGGGGCCAGUGCAUCCAGCUCGGGUCGUUUGA
Molecule: messenger RNA, 978 nt
Organism: Linderina pennispora
Lineage: Eukaryota; Fungi; Kickxellomycota; Kickxellomycetes; Kickxellales; Kickxellaceae
Exons: 5
Coding region: 1-978 (325 amino acids)
Biological process (GO): L-tyrosine biosynthetic process
Molecular function (GO): NAD+ binding; prephenate dehydrogenase (NAD+) activity
Source: RefSeq, a predicted model, not a curated record